Morus notabilis is the source of this 881-nucleotide messenger RNA. Its product is annotated as peroxiredoxin-2E, chloroplastic-like. Gene Ontology annotation, molecular function: thioredoxin peroxidase activity. The record is from RefSeq and is a predicted model, not a curated record. Bases 19 to 723 code for a protein of 234 amino acids. The transcript is spliced from 2 exons. Gene Ontology annotation, biological process: hydrogen peroxide catabolic process; cellular response to oxidative stress; cell redox homeostasis. NCBI's taxonomy places the organism in Eukaryota, Viridiplantae, Streptophyta, Magnoliopsida, Rosales, Moraceae. Gene Ontology annotation, cellular component: cytoplasm.
UCUCUCUCUCUAACAUCAAUGGCGGCCUCACUCACCAGCAUCUCGCGCCUCCUCGCCUCCCCGACCUCUCUCUGCCUCUCCACCACCGCCACCGCCUCUCUCCUCCCUCUGAAGACGGCAGCGCUCUCUUCCAAGCCCCCCUCUCCCAAGCUCUCCUUCGCCUCUCCCCUCCCCCUCAACCCCCGCCAAUCCUCCAAGCCUCUCAGAUUCUCCACCACCUCCAAAAUCUCCGCCACCAUCAACGUCGGCGACAAGCUUCCCGAAUCCACCUUCUCCUACCUGGACGCCGCCGGCGAUGUCCAGACCGUCACCGUCUCCGACCUCACCAAGGGGAAGAAGGCCGUCCUCUUCGCCGUCCCCGGUGCUUUCACCCCGACCUGCUCGCAGAAGCACGUCCCCGGGUUCGUGGAGAAGUCGGCGGAGCUCAAAUCGAAGGGCGUCGAUAUCAUCGCCUGCAUCUCCGUCAACGAUGCCUUCGUCCUCAAGGCGUGGAAGGAGGAUCUGAAGAUCAACGACGAGGUGCUGAUCUUGUCCGACGGGAACGGCCAUUUCACCAGAGCGAUCGGCGCCGAGCUCGAUUUGAGCGACAAGCCGGUCGGAUUGGGGGUUAGGUCGAGGAGGUAUGCGCUCUUGGCGGAGGACGGCGUCGUUAAGCUGCUGAAUUUGGAGGAAGGCGGUGCUUUCACCUUCAGCAGCGCCGAUGAUAUCCUCAAAGCGCUCUGAAUUUCUCGUCGUGAUGAGAUUUUUUCAGGUUUUUGUUCUUCUUCUUCUUCUUUUUCUUUUGUAGCUCGUUGGAUUGUUGGAUAGAAUAAACGUGUUUGGGUUGAAGUUGGUGCAAUCUAACGGAGUGACUAGUGAGAAUUUGAGAACGGAUUUUCUGA